CGGUCCCAAGGCGGGUCCUGGGUGGUGGGCGGAGCGCAGCGGCCGAGGCCCGGAAGCGGACCGAGGCCGCCCGGGUUCCCGCUAUCUGGCUGCCAUGGACGAGGCGGACCGGCAGAUCCUGCGGCGGUGCCGGGUGCAGCUGGUCAACGAGCUGCAGGUGGCCCCGCUUUGGGACGUUCUGCUGACCCGCCAGCUCUUUACGCCCGCCAUGAUCGAGGACAUUCAGCAUGCAGGCUCAGGGUCUCGGAGCGAUCAGGCCAGGCAGCUCGUCAUAGAUCUAGAGACCCGAGGGAGUCAGGCCCUUCCUUUGUUCAUCUCCUGCUUAGAGGACACAGACCAGAACAAACUGGCUUCAGUCCUGAGAGCGCUUCGGCAAGCGGAAAAGCAGAAUCCAGAGGUCAUCAGACCACAGGACCCCAUGCCUGUGGUGGUUAGAGCAUUGGGCCUCACACCAGAGGAUCUCAGAGGGAAGCAAGGUCCAUCAAAGGCGACUCCCGGAAAACUUGCUCCAGUGGUGCUGGGGCCUGAGCAGCUCUGGCCAGCCAAGCUCAGGCCAGAGGUUCUCAGACCAGAGAUGCCCAGGCCAGUGGACAGUGGCUCUGGACGAUUCAGUGAUGUAUGUGCUCCGGAGAUUUCCAAGCAAAAUGCUGAUUUGGCCUACGCCCUGAACGCUGACCCCUGCGGCCACUGCCUGAUCAUCAACAAUGUGAACUUCUGCCUGGAGUCGAGGCUCACGGCCCGCACCGGCUCCAACAUCGACUGUGAGAAGCUGCGUCAACGCUUCCACUUGCUGCAUUUCAUGGUGGAGGUGAAGUGCGACCUGACGGCCAAGCAAAUGGUCCAGGCUUUGGUGGAGCUGGCGCGGCGGGACCACAGCGCCCUGGACUGCUGCGUGGUGGUCGUCCUCUCCCACGGCUGUCAGGCCAGCCACCUCCAGUUCCCAGGGGCUGUUUAUGGCACGGACGGAUGUCCUGUGGCCAUCGAGAGAAUUGUGAACAUCUUCAAUGGAGCCGGCUGCCCCAGCUUGGGAGGGAAGCCCAAGCUCUUCUUCAUCCAGGCCUGCGGUGGGGAGCAGAAAGACCAUGGGUUUGAGGUGGCCUCCGCUUCCCCCGAAGACAGGACCCCAGGCAGUGACCCCGAGUCAGACGCUGUCCCGUUCCAGGAAGGCCCAGGCCCCUGUGACCAGCCGGACGCCGUGUCUAGUUUGCCCACACCCAGUGACAUUUUUGUGUCCUACUCCACCUUCCCAGGCUUUGUUUCCUGGAGGGAUACCAAGAGCGGCUCCUGGUACGUGGAGACCUUGGAUGGUGUUUUUGAGCAGUGGGCUCACUCUGAAGAUUUGCAGACCCUCCUGCUCAGGGUCGCUAAUGCUGUUUCGCAGAAAGGGAUUUACAAACAGAUCCCCGGGUGUUUCAAUUUCCUCCGGAAAAAACUCUUUUUUAAAGUGUGAUGAGGGCCAGGGCCCCUCCCCUGUUCACCUUGCUUUACUGUUCACUCCAAAACCUUCCUGCCCACGGAGGAGGAAGUGGCCUGGGCCCACAGCAGCUGAGGCCCCGUCUGUCCUACAGCCGUGGCUGUCAUUCUUUAAAGGAGUUUGUGGCCCGUUGUGGGUCUACUCUUUCCUCACUGGAGGCCGACGGGCUCUUAGCAGCUUCCACGUUGGAGACGAAUGACGGAAGACAGAGGAGGAGGUGCGGAAGACGGACAAGGACAUCACAGGGUUCUUCCCAGCGGUCCUUUCUCCAGCCGGUGGCUGGGGCCUGUCAUUCCACUGUCGUCACUAGAGAACGGCUUCUCAGCUUCAGUACUGUUGACAUUUGGGGCCAGAUAAUCCUCUGUUGUGGGGCCAUCCUGGGCGCCGGAGGGAGUUUAGUGGUGUCCCUGGUCUCUGCCAACAGACGCCUGUACAUCUCUCCCUGAGUCAUGACAACCAAAAAUGUCUUCAGACAUUGCCAGGUGUCCCCUGGUGGGACCCUGCUUGAGAACCACUGAUUUGUAGGAAAUUUCGGCUACAAACAAACGAGCAUCUGUCUUAGCUCAGCAAGUUUGGGGCUACUGGAGUCUGGACAGCUGGAGUCUGUGAAUCCUAAAUGAAGUUCUAAGUUACCAAUUUUUCUUAUGUUCCAGUAUUCUUAAAAAAAAUUUUUAGGUGAAUAUGGACACUUUUUUUUUUUUUUUUUGGCCUAUUGCCCCCCUCAUUUUGUUCCAACUGUUUGUUUUUCCUUAUAAAGGAGUUUUUUGCCUUUUUCUUUCUUUCUUUCUUUUUUUUUUUUAAAGAUUUAUUUGAGUGAGAGAGAGAGAGGGGGGAAGGGCAGACGGAGAGAAAGUCCCCAACAGACUCCACCCUGAGUGCGGAGCCCAACUCCAGGCUCAAUCCUGUGACCCUGAGAUCACGAGCCGAAACCAGGAGUCAGAUUCUCAACUGACUGUGCCACCCAGGUGCCCCAGAUUUUGGCUUUUUAAAAAAACGUCUCCCGGGGCGCCUGGGUGGCUCAGUGGAUUAAGCUUCCACCUUCGGCUCAGGUCAUGAUCUCAGGGUCCUGGGAUCGAGCUCUGCAUCGGGCUCUCUGCUCAGCAGGGACCCUGCUCCCCAGCCCCCACACCGCCUGCCUGUCUGCCUACUUGUGAUCUCUCUCUCUGUCAUAUAAAUAAAAUCUUAAAAAAAAAAGUCUCCCCAUCUCUUACUUUAUUUGAACCCCACCCCAUCUCAGGAAGGUGCCUGGGCUGGGAGCUGUGUCCUCGGGACAGUGAGGUCACAGGUCAGGCCCCAUCCCUGAGGUCUUGCCAGCUCUCCAGACCAUGGCCAGUUUGGAGCUCUCAGGACGUGGGUGUGAGUCUUGUUUGCUGAAAACUCACCGAGAUAGGGAUUCAUGGAGUUGCCAUCUCAUUAUUAUUUUCCUCCUGUGAUCCUUCCAAGUCUCUCUAGUCGCUGGGACUUGUGGUGGUUUGUUAUUUGGUCACCUGCGGGCCACGUCCAAAUAAAUAACCCGGUUGACCCAGCAGAGCAGAGCGAGGCUUGGCAGUUUCUGGCUUUCUCCCUCCUGAAAUUCAGGCAAAUCAGGUGGCCCUCUCUUGGGGAUCCCUGGUGACCUUCAGCGGCACGGGAUGUUACCACAGCUCUUCAUGGACCUGCUGGGGGUUCUUAGCCUGAGGUGCUGUUUGGGGCUCAGGGCCAUGGGCCUACAAACACCCAAACACCAGGAGCCGAAUGUGUGCAUGGGCAGGUGUUUCGAUUUCAUUUGUUUCUCAGGGGGAUCAAGAGCCCCGAAAGGGUUAAGCCAGCGGUGGCGUAUUUGCAAGGCACUGUGCUGCGUUGCUUUCAGAGGCCGGUUAGCGGUGUCCAUGGAACCCUUCACCAGGCCAGCCCUGCCUCUCAGUGAGGCUGCUGGAGCUCCACAGACAGCGCAGGGGCUCAGCUCUCGUUGCGAGUGUGUGUGUCCGGCGGGUUCAUGGCAGCCACGGGAGAGGGGGCGAUAGGGGACGGAUGACAAUGUCACUCGUUAUGGUCGUAAUAAGGAAUAUUACUGAGCUGUCCCAAAGGAUGACCUAGAGGGAUGGACUGAGACAUGAAAUGUGAUACCGUGCUCAGUGACGGCGUGAGAGUGAGAUGCUAUUUUUGGCUAGAAGAUAUUCUGUAUGAACGUACACAGGUAUAUGAUACAGGCAUGUACGUAAAGUCCGGAAGACCAUCCACCAUGCUCUUAACAGUGACCAUCUCUGGAAGGUGGGAUCGGAGACGUAAAAUGAGGGGGACUUUCCUGUUUUACUGGAUACACUCCCAUAUUCUAAUAUUCUGACAAAGACUGUGUGUUACCUUCUCAAAUAAAAAUAAACAUUCAGCUGGUGGCUGCUGAGAA
This is a messenger RNA of Mustela lutreola (European mink), 3857 nucleotides long. It is a transcript of the gene CASP9, whose product is annotated as caspase 9. The transcript is spliced from 9 exons. Bases 95 to 1450 code for a protein of 451 amino acids. The record is from RefSeq and is a predicted model, not a curated record. Gene Ontology annotation, cellular component: cytoplasm. Lineage: Eukaryota; Metazoa; Chordata; Mammalia; Carnivora; Mustelidae. Gene Ontology annotation, biological process: apoptotic process; regulation of apoptotic process; intrinsic apoptotic signaling pathway in response to DNA damage.